GUUUGCUGCAUUCUCGACAUGUGAGACCGCAUUCUCGGUGUAGUUCUGAUAAGUGAUGCUCCGAGUGUUAAGUUGAUGACAAAACACUGCUGGCAACACUGAGCAUCACGACAAAUAAACCAGCUCACAUCCAAAGUGAAGUUUGAUCUCGUGUCCUCUUUCCUGUAUCCUGACCGAUACACCAUCCUGUUGGCUACAAAUACCUGAGAACCUAUCCUAAUUAACAACAACAUUUUGUCUGAGAACUCAGAGUCAGAGAAUGAAGGUCACAGUCAGCCCUGUGAAUUCAGAUAUAAACGUCGUUUUGACAUCCAGAAGCUGCAUGAAAAUUCAACAAUGGAUCACGGUUUCACUCUGAGGACUCUUCUGCUCUUCGGGUUUAUGCUCAGUACCUUCUCACACGUACGGGAGUUUCACUACAUCAACAUGAGUAAGACCUGGGAUGAAGCACGACAAUACUGCCGAGAGAAAUACACCGACCUCGCCAAGAUUGAAAGCAACGAGGACAUCAGCAGACUGAGCGCUCCUUUUUCCUACAGCUGGGUGUGGUUUGGACUCAGGGACGACCCAAAAUCAUGGAAAGACACAAUGGGUUCUGACGCAAACUCCUGGAGAUGGUCAACAACUGGAGAAACCGGACAGACAACUUACCACACGUGGAGUUUGGGUGAACCAAACUACGGAGGCGCAAACGAAACGUGUGUAGUGAUGACCAGUACAGGACAGUGGGCUGACCGGACAUGCAGCCUGCAGAAAAGCUUCAUCUGCUUCACCAAGAGAAGCAGGAAGGAAUACGUUUACAUUACAGCCCAGGAAACGUGGAGCUCUGCUCUGACGUACUGCAGAACGCACCACACCGACCUGGCGAUGAUCGAGAACGAGGCCGAAAACACCGAAGCCCGAAAUGCAAACCCAACAACCAGCGAGGUUUGGAUCGGUCUGUACCGAGUGCCCUGGAUUUGGGCCGACGGGAGCCAAACUCUCUUCCGACCGUGGCACUUCUCCCUGAAUAAUGAUGCCGGUAAACAGCACUGUGGAACUGAAAACAACGUCCACCAGUGGGCUGACGAAGACUGCAGUGUCAGGAGACCCUUCAUCUGCCAUCGAGUUUUGAAGAAGUUGACGACUGUGAGGAUAAAGUUUGUGACUGACAUUGACUGGUCUGAUCCAGCUGUCAACUCCCAGAUCUUGCAGCAGCUUGGUGCCUUGCUAACCCAUCGGGGAUGGACCGACUUCAGAGUGCGAUGGAAGAAUCUGCCAAGCAAAACCCACAAAGAGAAAUGUGCAAAAUCUGAGUGUAAAUCACAAGUUUAAUACUGAAUGUUUUAAUUUCAUACACCGGCAUAUUUAGGCCUUAGAAAAAAAGG
Molecule: messenger RNA, 1367 nt
Organism: Gambusia affinis (western mosquitofish)
Lineage: Eukaryota; Metazoa; Chordata; Actinopteri; Cyprinodontiformes; Poeciliidae
Product: putative C-type lectin domain family 20 member A
Exons: 8
Coding region: 337-1314 (325 amino acids)
Source: RefSeq, a predicted model, not a curated record